Closterium sp. Yama58-4 is the source of this 4932-nucleotide messenger RNA. Lineage: Eukaryota; Viridiplantae; Streptophyta; Zygnematophyceae; Desmidiales; Closteriaceae. The record is from the annotation of a GenBank genome assembly.
AUCGCCCCACGAGCAGGGCUGCUGCGAGUGCGAGAAUUCACCCUGGCGGAGAUCGAGCACUUCGUGAGCCCCACCGACAAGUCCCACCCGCGCUUCCCCUCGGUGGCGGACCUCUCCUUCCUGCUCUACCCGCGCGCGGAGCAGCUGGGGCCCAAACAGCCCGUCACCAUGCGGCUGGGAGAUGCGGUGGAGAAGGGCAUAAUCAACAAUGAAACGCUUGGUUACUUCAUCGGGCGCACGUUCCACUUCCUGUCGCGCCUGGGCAUCGACCCGCAGCGCUUGCGCUUCCGCCAGCACCUGCAGCACGAGAUGGCGCACUAUGCCACGGACUGCUGGGACGCUGAGAUUGAGUGCUCGUACGGAUGGGUGGAGUGUGUUGGGCUUGCUGAUCGCUCUGCCUUUGAUCUGAAGGCGCAUACUGAGAAGAGCAAGGUGGAGCUGGUGGCGUAUGAGAAGUUCCCCGAGCCGAGGGAGGUGGAGGUGAUGAGCAUUGUGCCCAGCAAGAAGGACAUCGGCAAGGCCUUCAAGCGCGAUGCUAAGCUCAUUGCUGAGUCCCUUGAGGCAAUGACAGAGGCGGAGGCACUGGCGAUGAAAGCAGCGCUGGAGGCGGAUGGAAAGGUGGAGUACACACCAUGUGGGGGGACUCAGGCGUUCAGCCUCACCAGGGAGAUGGUCGCCAUCAGCAGGGAGAAGAAGAAGCUGCAGGGCCAAUCAUUCACCCCGUCAGUGAUCGAGCCAUCAUUCGGCAUAGGGCGAAUCAUCUACUGCAUCUACGAGCAUUCCUUCUACGCCCGCCCCUCCGCGGACGAGGCUCGCACCGUGUUCCGCUUCACGCCGCUCGUCGCCCCCAUCAAGUGCACCGUCUUCCCGCUCGUGCAGCGCGGGGACCUUGAGAAGGUGGCGCAGGAGGCGAGUGCGGGGCUGACCAAGGCGGGCGUGGCGAAUAAGAUUGACACGACCGGCACGACGAUUGGGAAGAGAUACGCGAGGACGGACGAGCUCGGGUGUCCGUUUGCGAUUACUGUGGAUGGCCAGACUCUGGAGGAUGGUACUGUGACUCUACGGGAGCGUGACAGUACAGCGCAGGUGCGCAUUCACAAGGAUGAGGUGGCAUCGGUGGUGCGCCAGCUAGCGGAUGGGCUGCUGGUUUGGACGGACGUGCAGGGCAAGUACCCGGCUGUUGCUCAGAAGGAAGCUGUCAUGGCAGCACGCGAGCAGAUCGAUGUGUCUGGUGCCGCCACGUCAGCCUCCAUGAAUCGAUCCGAGCUACCGUGCGUGGUUGUGAGGGAUCUGACUGGAUCGCACGUGUCAGUGGAGGCGACGUGCGACAUGCGAGUGGGCGACGUGAAGCGAGUCGCUGCUGGCGCAAUGAAUAAGGACGCGUCCCUGAAACACGUCAUUUUCCAUAAAGUAGGUCAUAUUGACGCUGGCUCUCGCCUCAAGGACUCCACCCGAUUGGUCGACAUUCCUGGCCUCCUCCGGCCUGGAUCUGCCACGUUAGCAUCUGCCAGCGCUGCUACACCAGGGACCCCAUCUAUCCGUGCUUGCAGCUCCAUCCCCAUGAAUGGCAGUUCUCGUGGCGAGGCGCAUGCUUCUGGCCUUAACUCUAAGCCCUGUGGUUCUGAGUCUGUACCUGCAGACGCUUUCCUGGUUCUGAUGAGCUUCCAGCGCAAGGAGCAGCGAAAGAUGGGUCCUGUGCUGUCCUCACAGCCCGGGGGGACGCCACGUCUUGCUGCUGCUACCGCGACAUUGACUGGUCAACGUGGCAUCGGCACAGCCGUUGGGUCUCCCCGCCUUCUGAAUCCCAUCCCGUUUUCGCCAUCUGCUCAUCCCCCAUAUCCUUGCAUUGUUACAUCUAGUCAGCGAUUUCCUCCCAAUGGAAGAGCUCAGACUAACGCUGUUGCUGCAAACAAGGGAUGUGCAGUAGAUGUGGUGGAGCAGCGGGCCAGUAGCAACCCUCCUGAACUUGCUGCAUUAAGCAAGGACGGAGGCGCAAAGCGGAAUGAGUCUGCUGAGGUUGAUCAUGGCUCUCAGGCGAUAGAAGAUUUUCUUUCCCCGAGGGAUGGCAGGGAGGAUGCUAACAGCACGAGAGAACAAGACACGGGGACUGUGGUGCAUACAGGCGUGAAUGGUGCACAUGGCAUAAGGGAUGGUAUUACUGACAAUGGGAAUGGCGCUGCUGACAUAAAGGACGGUUCUACUGACACGAGAACGUGUGCUACUGACAUUAGGGAUAGGUCAAGCACAGGGGGAAUCACAGGCGUAGGAAAGGACGUGGUGGCGAGUAAGGUGGAGAGGCUGGGGGGGCGGAAGAGGAAGGCAGAGAGGGGAGACGAGCAGCAGGCAGCAGGCAGGGUGGGGUUGCCUCACAGCGUUGCCAUGCUUGACAGCAAGUUUGGGCUGCUCGCUGCAGUGUAUGGUUUCUUGGAGCAGCGGGCUGUCAAGGCCACGUGGAAGCGGCUGGAGGUCGCAUUGAAGGACCUUGGGAGCGGCACCGAGGGCGACGCCGUCACUCUCCAAGGGAAGCGCUAUGGAGCCUCACUCUACCUUGCUCCACCCUGCUCUACCUUCGCCCCCCACCCCACACCCACACUCCGCCUGCGAGUCUCUCCCAGCUUUGUGGUGGUGGACGAGGCGCAUGCCUACAGGGGCGCGUUUGGCUGCCAUGCUGCUCUCAUCUUCAGACGCCUGCGCCGCCUCUGCGCUCACGUGUACGGCUCAGAUCCAAUCUUCAUAGUGUGCUCUGCCACGUGUGCGGAUCCCAAGGACCAUGUGCGAGCCUUGCUGGGUGUGGAGGAAGUGGUGGUGGUGGAUGGCAGUGACGAUGGCAGCCCCUGUGGUCGCAAGAGCUUUGUUCUCUGGAACCCGCCCAUCACUAUGCCACCUGUAAGCAACCCCCUCUUGACCCCCGCCCCAUGGAUCUCAGCUAGUACCGUAUUAGGGACCGCAUCCCCUCUUGACCCUGCCUCUGCGGCGCAGCUCAAGGAGGCAGACACCGCAGGUGCGUUGGGACUGCAGGUGCGUUGGGACUGCAGGCCCAUAGUGGAGGUGGCACCACUGCUACCAGAGAUGGUACAGCACGACAGUCACUGCCUCGUCCCUUUCCUUAUCCGCCUCUACUUCCCGUCCUUGCCCACUCUCACGCUUCGCCCUUCCCUUCUCCCCUCCUGCCCCCCUCCCCCACCUGUCAGCCCCAUAGUGGAGGUGGCGCUGCUGCUAGCGGAGAUGGUGCAGCACGACCUGCGCUGCCUCGCCUUCUGCAACACCAGGAAGCUCUCAGAGCUCGUCCUCACAUACACGACCGGCGGCGCAUUGAGAGGGAGCUGUUUCACGGGCGCCUCCGUGCCAUGGCAACAGCAAGCGCAACUUGCCAUAAUCUUUUCCCCCUCCUCCCCUCCUUCCUCCCUCCCCCCAUCCCAUCAGGAUCGGCGGCGCAUAGAGCGGGAGCUGUUUCACAGGCGUCUGCAGGCUGUGGCAGCAACAAGCGCAUUGGAGCUAGGAGUGGACGUGGGGGCCCUCGACGCCGCUCCUGCCCCUUCCUCCACUCCCAUCCCAUCAGGACCGGCGGCGUAUAGAGAGGGAGCUGGCUCACACAAGCCAUUCUCCAUGCCCUCUCCUGCCCGUUCCUCUUUCCCCCCAUCUCAUCAGGACCGGCGGCGCAUAGAGAGGGAGCUGUUUCACGGGCGUCUCCGGGCCGUGGCAGCAACGAGCGCAUUAGAGCUAGGGGUGGACGUGGGGGCCCUCGACGCCACCCUGCACCUUGGCUUCCACGGCUCCACCGCCAGCCUCUGGCAGCAGGCAGGCCGGGCAGGGCGCAGGGAGAAGGCCUCCCUCUCCAUCUAUGUCGCAUUUGACGGGCCUCUCGAUCAGUACUUCAUGGCGGCUCCUGACAGGCUGUUCUCCCGGCCAAUCGAGCGCUGCCAGCUGGACGCGGAGAAUCCCCUGGUGAUGCGGCAGCAGCUGCAGUGUGCUGCGGCGGAGCUGCCGCUGCUGGAGGAUGUGGAUGGGAGGUUCUUUGGCCCGUCAUUGGCCGAGAGGAUUGCUGAGCUGGCGGGGAAGGGCGCACUCGGGAGGAGUCCGGAGAAUCCCGAGGUGGACCGUGGGUGGAGAUAUAUUGGGGCAGGGAAGCGGCCGGCGCUGUUUGUCCCGGUGCGGGCGAUCGACCCGAACACGUAUGCGGUGGUGGAGGCGAGGACUGGGAGGGUGCUGGAGGAGAUUGAAGAGAGCAAGGCAUUUUUUGUGCUAUACGAGGGUGCAGUUUAUCUGCAGCAGGGGCGAACCUUCCUGGUGACUUCCCUGGAUCUGGAGAAGCGGGAGGCACGGUGUGUGCGUGCAGAUGUGCGGUAUUACACCAAGACGAUUGACAUGGUCACCGUGACUAUAAAGGGGGGCACUCUGGCUUUUCCAUACCCACACAUGCCAUCAGCAAAUCCUGCUUCAGCUUCUGCUGAUAUGACGUCAGCACACACAGUGCUCAAAGAGGCGAUGACCUCAGCAGCACACGCAUCUGCACCUUCUGAGCCAAUGACGAAAGUGCACAUGGCAGCAGGCGGUGUGAUGACAUCAGCACAGACGGCGCCGUGUGAGGUUACGACUCGGUGGAUUGGUUACCGCAAGAUGUGGCGUGGGUCAGGAGAGCCGUUUGAAACGGUGGAGAUGACACUGCCAGAUGUAACGUACGCCACCCAGGCAGUGUGGGUGGGGGUGGCAGGCGGGACAAAGGCAGCAGUGGAGGCAGCGGGGAGUGACUACCGUGCCAGCCUGCAUGCUGCUGCUCAUGCCCUCGCCAACAUGGCGCCCCUCUUCCUAGCAUGCAUGGCAUCGGACAUGGGAGUGGAGUGUGCAUCGCCCUAUGACUCACGCUUCUUCCCCCAGCGCCUCCUGCUCUAUGACAAGCACCCGGGGGGCAUAGGCCUGGCAGUGCAGGUAUGA